UAUAAAGUUAAAUUAGAGUUCUGGUUCCCAUGAUCUCCUUCCCCUACAAAAACAGACAUUAAAAGACAUGUUCCAGUCUGAUGAACGUUGAAUCGGUCCCGAAUUCGGAUAAAUACAAUUUGGCUUAUCUGUUCUUUUUAAGACGCACCACUUGUUAUGUUAGCAGCAAAAAUGGAUCGGCGGAGCAUGGGGGAGACGCAGAUCAGUACAUUAGUACCUGCAGUUGAGAAACAAAACGAUGAUUCUUACAUUACCAAGACGACGAAUUUCGACACCAAUAUGGUUAUCAUAUUAGCAGCACUUCUGUGUGCGGUGCUAUGCGCGUUGGUGUUCAACUCCAUCACCCGUUGUCGCCGUAGGGAGAGUCCGGAACAAGCGGCGGCUCGGCUUGCGGCAACGGGGUUGAAGAAACGAGAUUUGAGACGGAUCCCGGUGGCCGUUUACGGGAUGGGCGGCGCUAGCUUUACGGCUACCGAGUGUCCCAUUUGUCUUGGAGAGUUCUUGGAUGGUGAAAAGGUACGAGUGUUACCCAAAUGUUACCAUGGGUUCCAUGUGAAGUGCAUAGAUAGAUGGUUAAUGUCGCACUCGUCGUGCCCGAAUUGUCGACAUUCCUUGCUCGAACAUAAGACGGAGAACAAGGAUGUCACCGCCGGUUCCGGUCGGCAACCGACGGACAAUGGCGAUCUUGUUAUAUUUGUUCAGGAGGGAAGCUAGUACAUUCGUUGCUUCAUCGUACUUGUUUCUUAUAGUUUGCAUAUCUUUAGGGACUAAAUUGCAAAUACUAGGAUUUCUUUUUUUUAUUGUUUCCUGCAAGUCUCACAAGUUUGAAGUUUAUUACAUGAUAGUUUGCUUACAGAGUUACAUAGAAGAUGGAACUGUUACAUUCAUCAUCUUGUAUCAUGAUUUCAGAAAGCUUUUAGAACUUAUUGGUCAAAUAUCGUUUUAGUUCCUCUA
Gossypium raimondii (Peruvian cotton) is the source of this 954-nucleotide messenger RNA. Its product is annotated as RING-H2 finger protein ATL74. The transcript is spliced from 2 exons. Gene Ontology annotation, molecular function: transferase activity. Lineage: Eukaryota; Viridiplantae; Streptophyta; Magnoliopsida; Malvales; Malvaceae. The coding region runs from base 157 to 714 and encodes 185 amino acids. The record is from RefSeq and is a predicted model, not a curated record. Gene Ontology annotation, biological process: protein ubiquitination.